GUUGUUGUCUUGCAUCGCUCUCGCUAUCAGUCGGUCGGUCAGUCUUCACGAUGGCUUCAUACGAUUCCGUUCGACGUAUUUGGAGCGGUUCGCGUCAACCGUGCAUUUUCAACCCGGAGUGUAACUUUGGCCAGAUAGUGUUGAAUCUGUUGGAUCGAUCGUCCGAUAAAGUGAUCCAGAUCGAUGCCGAUACGGGUCGGGAGAUGACCCGGGCCGAGAUGCGCCUACGGGUUGUGCGGGCUGCCCAGCAUCUACAGAAGUUAGGCUACGGAGUUGGGGAUAUUGCUUCGGUAGUGGCGGUGAACAGUGAAAAUUUGGCGCCCCUGGUCCUAGCGCUGCAAGUCAUCGGCGUGGGUUUCAACGCUCUGGCACCGACUUUCGACGCAGAAGAAAUGGCACACAUGAUGCGGCAAACCCAGAGCAAAUUGGUGUUUUGUGACGCCGAUAAUUACGACACGGUGAAGGUCGCCGCCAGCAAGGCGCUCCAAGGCGAUUAUCGGAUCUACGUGAUGGAAGGCGCUCGGGAAGCUACGCUGGCGGUCGAUCAGCUGUUUCAACCGACGGGAACGGAGCGCAUGUUCUACCCUCGAUAUCUUGGAGAUUCGUACAAAUUGAUCGCUAACAUUACGUGUUCAUCGGGAACAACCGGUCUUCCGAAGGGCGUCUGCAACUCUCAUGCUCAAACGAUAUCCUGUUUUUGCAAAGUUGUUAACCUUUCCGACGAAAUAUGCCUGAACUUCAGCACCCUCUACUGGGGCACCGGAGUCUACGUGCUGAACAUGUCGGUCAUGAACAACACCACCCGGCUCAUAACGCGACGACCGUUUUCGGUGGAUUUAUUCUACGAACUGAUCGCAAAGUAUCCCAUCAAAUUCCUUUACACUCCGGCCUCGUACGCAUUGGGCAUAACGAGUGAUCCACGGGCCAAACAGUCGAAUCUUUCCAGUAUUAAAGUUUGGGCUCUGGGAGCUUCGAAUGUUUCCGAGAGUAUUCGCGACGCGGUGGAUGAGCUGUUGAAACCGUCGGGUGGGCGAUCCUACAAUUUCUACGGGACGUCCGAGAGUGGAUUUCUGGCAGCCGAUUUCAUGAGACGGAAAGCAAAUGCUGUCGGACAAGUGGCAACCAACAUGCAGGUGCGAAUAGUUGACGAGGAUGGGCAACCGCUUCAGGUGGGCGAGAUCGGGGAACUGGUGAUAAAGUCGAUUGGUAUUCCAUUUUUGGGUUACUACAAAAAUGAAGAAGCGUCCCGAGAAGCCCUAGACAAGGAAGGGUGGUUCCGCACUGGCGAUAUUGGAUACUUCGACGAGGAAGGUUAUCUCUAUUUGGUUGAUCGGAAGAAAGACAUUCUGAAGUACAUGGGCAACCAGGUGUCUCCAUCUGAGGUCGAAGCAGUAAUUCAACAAAUGGCGGGAGUACAACUGGUUUGCGUGACGGGAGUUCCAAAUACAACCGGAACGUCCGAUUUGGUGACGGCAGUUAUUGUGAAAGAUUCGAGUUACCAGUUAACAGCAGAGGAAGUGAUGCAACAUGUAGCGAAGAAUUUAAGUGAUCCCAAGCAUUUGCGAGGAGGUGUCUUUUUCGUGGAACAACUCCCAAUGACGUCCAAUGGAAAGGUUGUUAGGAGGAAAGUGCGAGAUAUUAUUCUAGAUAAGCUUUCUUGAAAAUAAAUAAAUAUUGUAAUCUUCUACAA
This is a messenger RNA of Aedes aegypti (yellow fever mosquito), 1690 nucleotides long. RefSeq names its product probable 4-coumarate--CoA ligase 1. Gene Ontology annotation, molecular function: long-chain fatty acid-CoA ligase activity. The transcript has 4 exons. The record is from RefSeq and is a predicted model, not a curated record. NCBI's taxonomy places the organism in Eukaryota, Metazoa, Arthropoda, Insecta, Diptera, Culicidae. The coding region runs from base 51 to 1661 and encodes 536 amino acids. Gene Ontology annotation, biological process: fatty-acyl-CoA biosynthetic process; long-chain fatty acid metabolic process.